UUUUCUGUUUCUUUCACUCCACGAUUUUCACUGUGCACAUGUGUUUCGCUUCUAAUUCGUAAUAAAAUUAAUUUUUUUGCACUGGAAAGUAUAAACGUACUAGAAAAUGGGAAAGGGCAAAAAAGUUUUCAUCGACCGCAAAAAUGCUGUGACGUUUCAUUUAGUACAUAGAAGUCAACAUGAUCCUUUAGUGACCGAUGACACCGCACCCCAACAUGUACUGGUUGAAGCUUUGCCACAAAGCAUAUCAAACACAGAUUCAGUUAAUGCGGCUAAACGUUACGAAGAACAAAAGAAGUUUGGUAUAUUCUUUGACGAUGAUUAUGAUUAUUUACAACAUUUGAAGAAGCCAGAGCAGGAAGUCGUUUGGGAGUAUGUUGAAAACCCCAACCAAGUACGUAAAAGGCUUGAAGAAGGUCGCACAACGACAGCUCCAAAAUUGGCAUUGCCAAGUUCAGUAUUCGCGUCUGAGUAUGAAGAAGAUGAGGGUAUGUUAAAUAGAGCGGCUCCGGUUCCUGGCCCACGGCCUGAUUGGGAUCCAGAUGUAGUAGCAGCGUUGGAUGAAGACUUCGAUUUUGAUAAUGAAGACAACUUGCUAGAAGACGACUUCGUUCUGAAGGCAAUGGCUGAAGGUGAUGAUGAUGAGCAAGAAAAUAGUGAUGCUGACUAUAGCGAUGAGGAUGACAAAGAUGCUUUAUCUAAUGUUGAAGAAGAUAACGAAAGAGACUUUGAUUCAGAUAAUCUGAACGAAAGUGAUGAUGAAGAGGAUGAGCAGGAACUAAUGGAUCGCCUCGGUCCACUGCUACGCAAACACAGUUUCAAUGAUGAAGAAACAAAGUCCCGUUUUACCGAGUACUCAAUGUCUUCAAGUGUUAUAAGACGUAAUGAUCAACUGACACUGCUAGAUGACCGUUUUGAACGUUUCUAUGCAACCUAUGAUGACCCCGAAUUGGGUGAUUUGGCAUGUGAAGAAAUCGAUGGUGACUGGGAUCAGAAACACCGAGUUUUGAUGGCAUGUUACAGAGAACACAAACGUGGCAAAAAGGUCGAACCAUACAAAAAAGAAUGGGAUCGCGAGCGCGUCGAAAAAUAUCGUGAUAUCAUCGAAGGCGAAGAUCCAAAUGAUGAAUUAAUCGAAAUGGAAAUAGCUGAUGACGAACAAAAGAAAUGGGACUGCAAAUCUGUUCUUUCAACCUAUUCAAAUAUUUAUAAUCAUCCAAAACUCAUUGAAGAGCCAACUCGUAGAAGUCGUAGGAGUAGUAAGGCUGAAUCAAAUGCUGGUGUAAAUAAAAUAGAAAUUGAUCCAAAAACAGGCCUGCCUGCAAAUGUUUUGCGAAAUGGUGAAAACAAUCAACUCACUGAAAAAUCGUUAGCAAAACUUGACGCGCCAAUUUCAUCGACCGGUCCAAAAUCACUAUGUAAUAAAUCGUUGAUAUCCACAUUAAGUGUGUUAUCCAUAAGGCCUAAAGAUGAAACGCCUGAAGAGAAACGAGAGCGUAAACGCUUGCUAAAAGAAUAUCGGCUUGAACGACGCAUCGAGAAAAAGGCUAAUGCGGAGGCAUUCAAAGAAGAAAAAAAGCGACAAACGCAUGUUAAAAUAAAUCAAAAAUGUAACCAACAGGGUACAAAAAUCAUCUAAUAUGGCUUGUAUUGAAUUAAUAUUAAUUGGUGCACAUUUGUUAAAUAAAAAAUUUUAAAUGUAAAAAUA
Molecule: messenger RNA, 1708 nt
Organism: Anastrepha ludens (Mexican fruit fly)
Lineage: Eukaryota; Metazoa; Arthropoda; Insecta; Diptera; Tephritidae
Gene: LTV1
Product: protein LTV1 homolog
Exons: 2
Coding region: 107-1639 (510 amino acids)
Biological process (GO): ribosomal small subunit export from nucleus; ribosomal small subunit biogenesis
Cellular component (GO): preribosome, small subunit precursor; cytosol; nucleus
Source: RefSeq, a predicted model, not a curated record